AGGGAGAAGAUGGAGAGGUACUCCCUGGUGGUGGAGGCCAACGACCAAGGGAGGGAGCCGGGACCGCGAUCCGCCACGGUCAGGGUCUACAUCACGGUCCUCGACGAGAACGACAACACCCCUCAGUUCAGCGAGAAGCGCUACAUCGUCCAGGUGAGGGAGGACAUAAGGCCCCACACUGAGAUCCUGCGCGUCACCGCCACGGACCUGGACAAGGACAACAACGCGCUGGUCCACUACAACAUCAUCAGCGGGGACAGCCGGGGGCAGUUCUCCAUCGAUAGCAUCACUGGGGAGAUACAGGUGGUGGCCCCGCUGGACUUCGAGGUAGAGCGGGAGUAUGCUCUGAGGAUCCGGGCUCAGGAUGCAGGGCGCCCUCCCCUCUCUAACAACACUGGCAUGGCCAGCAUCCAGGUGGUGGACAUCAACGACCAUGCCCCCAUCUUUGUCAGUACCCCUUUCCAGAUCUCUGUCCUGGAGAACGCUCCCCUCGGCCACUCGGUCAUCCACAUCCAGGCCGUGGAUGCGGACUAUGGCGAGAACUCACGCCUAGAGUACAAACUGACCGGGGUCUCGCACUACUUUUUUGGGGUAGAGGCUCGGGCCCAUGGCUCUCCAUCUUUAUCUGCCUCUGCCAGCGUCACCAUUACUGUCAUGGAUGUCAAUGAUAACCGCCCCGAGUUCACCCAGAAGGAGUACUUCAUCCGCCUGAACGAGGAUGCAGCGGUGGGGACCAGUGUCCUCAGCGUCACGGCGAUUGACCGGGACGUGAACAGCGCCAUUACCUACCAGAUCACGGGAGGCAACACGCGGAACCGCUUCUCCAUUAGCACACAAGGCGGGACGGGGCUCAUCACUCUGUCUCUGCCGCUGGACUACAAGCAGGAGAGGCGCUACGUGCUCACUGUGACGGCCUCCGACCGCCCCCUUCUUGACAACUUCCACUUUCACAUCAACAUCACUGAUGCCAACACGCACCGACCCGUGUUCCAGAGUGCCCACUACUCGGUGAGCAUCAACGAGGACCGGCCCGUGGGCAGCACUGUGGUGAUGAUCAGUGCCACGGAUGAUGACGUGGGGGAAAACGCCCGCAUCACGUACUACCUAGAAGACAAUGUCCCUCAGUUUCGAAUUGAUCCAGACUCGGGGGCCAUCACUCUCCAGGCUGGACUGGACUAUGAGGACCAGGUCACCUACACAUUGGCUAUCACUGCCAAGGACAACGGGAUCCCCCAGAAAGCAGACACCACUUACGUUGAAAUCAUGGUGAAUGACGUUAAUGACAACGCCCCCCAGUUCGUCAGCCCUCAUUACCAGGGCAUGAUCUCGGAGGAUGCGCCUCCCUUCACCAGCGUGCUCCAGAUCUCUGCCACUGACCGGGACGCCCACACCAACGGGCGAGUGCAGUACACCUUCCAGAACGGGGAGGAUGGGGAUGGAGACUUCACCAUAGAGCCCACCUCGGGGAUCAUUCGCACUGUCCGCAGGCUGGACCGUGAGAACGUUCCCGUCUACGAGCUGACCGCGUAUGCUGUGGACAGGGGCAUCCCUCCUCAGCGAACUCCUGUCCAUAUCCAGGUCACCAUUCAGGAUGUCAAUAAUGUCUUGCCUGCUGAAGAGUUUGAGGUCUUGGUAAAGGAAAACAGCAUCGUAGGCUCUGUUGUGGCCCAGAUCACGGCUGUGGACCCAGAUGAGGGACCCAAUGCCCAGAUCAUGUACCAAAUUGUGGAGGGCAACAUCCCUGAGAUAUUCCAGAUGGACAUCUUUUCUGGGGAGCUCACAGCCUUGAUAGACCUGGAUUAUGAGACAAAACCUGAGUACGUGAUUGUAGUGCAGGCCACCUCUGCCCCUCUGGUCAGCAGAGCCACGGUCCACAUCAAACUCGUUGACCAGAAUGACAACAGCCCCGUUCUCAAGAACUUCCAGAUCCUGUUCAAUAACUACGUGUCCAAUAAGUCCAACACCUUCCCCUCGGGGGUCAUAGGGAAGGUCCCAGCUUAUGACCCAGAUGUGUCCGACCGCCUCUUCUACACCUUUGAGCGGGGGAAUGAGCUGCACUUGUUGAUUGUAAAUCAAUCGAGCGGGGAGCUGAGGCUGAGCCGUAAACUGGACAACAACCGUCCGCUCAUGGCCUCCAUGCUGGUGACUGUCACAGAUGGGAUCCACAGUGUGACGGCCCAGUGCGUCCUGCGGGUGAUCAUCAUCACGGAGGACAUGUUGGCCAACAGCAUCACGGUGCGGCUGGAGAACAUGUGGCAGGAGCGCUUCCUUUCCCCGUUGCUGUCCACCUUCCUGGAAGGGGUGGCCACCGUGCUUGCGACACCCAAGGAGGACAUCUUCAUCUUCAACAUCCAGAAUGACACUGAUGUGGGUGGUACGGUGCUCAACAUCAGCUUCUCGGCCCUGGCGCCGCGGGGUGGGCGGUACUUCAGCUCAGAGGAGCUGCAGGAGCAGCUGUACAUGAAGCGCAUGGCGCUGACGGGUGCCUCCAUGCUGGAGGUGCUGCCCUUUGACGACAACGUCUGCCUGCGGGAGCCCUGCCAGAACUACAUGAAGUGCAUCUCCGUCCUCAAGUUCGACAGCUCGGCACCCUUCAUCGCCUCCCCCUCCACCCUCUUUCGGCCCAUCCACCCCAUCACUGGCCUGCGGUGCCGCUGCCCCCAGGGCUUCACUGGGGACUACUGUGAAACGGAAUCAAACCCCUGCCUGAACGGUGGGAUCUGCACCCACAAGGAGGGGGGAUACACAUGCGUUUGCCGCCAGAACUUCAGCGGUGAGAACUGCGAAGUGGACAGCCGCUCGGGUCGCUGCGUGCCCGGCGUGUGCCACAAUGGCGGCACCUGCACCAACAGCGCUGACGGGGGCUUCCGCUGCCAGUGCCCACCUGGGGCCUUUGAGAUGCCCUUCUGCGAGGUGUCCACGCGCUCCUUCCCACCACGGUCCUUCGUCAUGUUCCGGGGCCUGCGCCAGCGCUUCCACCUCACCCUUGCCCUCUCGUUCAGCACCGUGGAGCCCAGUGGCCUCCUGCUCUACAACGGGCGCCUGAACGAGAGGCAUGACUUCUUGGCAGUGGAGAUCAUCCAGGGACAAGUCCAGCUGAAGUACUCCACAGGGGAGUCCAGCACAGUGGUGAGCCCCUUCCUGCCGGGGGGCGUGAGCGAUGGGCAGUGGCACACGCUGCACCUGCGCUACUACAACAAGCCGAAGGUCAGCGCUCUGGGGGUGGUGCAGGGCCCCUCCAAGGACAAGGUGGCCAUCUUGACAGUGGAUCAAUGUGAUGCCUCAGUGGCCCUGCAGUUUGGUAGCGAGAUCGGGAACUACUCCUGUGCUGCAGAAGGUGUGCAGAGCAGCUCGAAGAAGUCCCUGGACCUCACAGGUCCCUUGCUCCUUGGAGGGGUCCCCAACCUGCCGGAAAACUUCCCCGUCACUCAUCGGGACUUUGUGGGAUGCAUGAGAGACCUGUACAUCGACAGCAAACGCGUUGACCUGGCUUCCUACAUCGCCAACAACGGAACUGCAGCAGGCUGUCAUGCCAAGCACAUGUUCUGCAACUCCAGCCCCUGCAAGAACGGCGGGGUCUGUGUGAAAUGGACUAACUCCUUUGUCGCUACAUCUGGUGCUCUCUGUAGCGCCCCUCCCUUCUCACCUCCCCUUUCCUUUCCAGCCAUGCACCAUGCCCACUAUUUCCAGGGCAACAGUGUCCUGACCUGGGACUUCAAGACAGAUGUGAAGAUCUCCGUGCCUUGGUACCUGGGGCUGGCAUUUCGGACGCGCCAGUCAGACGGGGUGCUUCUGCAAGCCCAUGCUGGCCAGUACACCACCCUGCUCUGCCAGCUGACUGGGGGCCUGCUCUCCUUCGUGGUGAACAGGGGGUCCGGGCGCAGCACCAGCCUCCUCCUGGACCAGCUGCAGCUCAGUGAUGGGAGAUGGCAUGAUCUACAGCUGGAGCUGCGGGACAUCCGCAGUGGGAGAGACUCACGCUAUGUCAUCACCCUCACACUGGACUUCGGGCUCUACCAGGAUACAGUGGUGGUCGGAAAUGAACUGCAUGGGCUGAAGGUGAAACACCUGCACGUGGGGGGAAUCCUGGGCUCUGGCGAGGUGCAAAAUGGGCUGAGGGGCUGCAUACAGGGUGUGAGACUGGGUGACAGUGUCACCGGGACUGUGCUGCCCAAGCCCAGCCAUGCCCUGCGGGUGGAGGCUGGCUGCAGCGUGCCAAGCCCCUGUGACUCCAGCCCCUGCCCGGCCAACAGCAUCUGCAAGGACGAGUGGCAGAGCUACUCCUGUGUCUGCACCUCAGGGUACUACGGAGGGGACUGUGUGGACGUGUGUCACCUCAACCCCUGCAAGAACAAGUCGGUGUGUCGUCGCAAGCCAGGCUCACCCCUGGGCUAUGUGUGCGAGUGUGGAGGGAACUUUUUUGGGCAAUACUGCGAACACAGGAUGGACCAGCAGUGUCCGAAGGGAUGGUGGGGGAACCCCACCUGUGGGCCCUGUAACUGUGAUGUGAACAAGGGCUUUGACCCCGACUGCAAUAAAACCAACGGGCAGUGCCACUGCAAGGACUUCCACUACCGCCCCAAAGGCAGCGACACCUGCCUGCCUUGUGACUGCUACCCCGUGGGCUCCACCUCACGCUCCUGCGACAAGGAGACAGGGCGGUGCCCCUGCCGUCCCGGGGUCAUUGGGCGCCAGUGCAAUAGCUGUGACAGCCCUUUUGCUGAAGUGACGCCCAGCGGCUGCAAGGUGCUCUAUGACAGCUGCCCCCAAAGCCGUGCGGCCGUCAGGCACUGUGACGAGGAGAAGGGCUGGCUGGAGCCAGAUCUCUUCAACUGCACUUCACCUGCCUUCAAGGAGCUCUCCCUGCUGCUGGAGGGCUUGGAGAGGAACGAGACUGAGCUCAACACAAUAGAAGCCAAAAAGCUGGCACACCGGCUCCGGGCCGUGACAGACCACAUGGAUCAGUACUUCGGCAACGAUGUGCGCAUCACUUUCCGCCUGCUGUCCCACCUCAUGGCAUUUGAGAGCCAUCAGCGUGGCUUCGGCCUGACAGCCACACAGGAUGCCCACUUCAAUGAGAACCUGCUGCGCGCCGGCAGCUCCGUGCUGGCACCCGAGAACCGGGAGCACUGGGCCAUGCUGCCGCACAGCGAGCACGGCAGCGCCAGCCUCAUGGAGCAGCUGCGGGACUACUCGGGCACCCUGGCCAGCAACAUGAAACUCACCUACCUCAACCCCGUCGGCGUUGUCACCCCUAACAUCAUGCUGAGCAUCGAUCGCAUGGAGAACCACUCCCACAUCCGCCGGCGCUACCCUCGCUACCACAGCAGCCUCUUCCGGGGCCAGCCCGCCUGGUCUGUUCUCACCCUGACUCUGUGUGCCUCAGCUGCCCCCACAGCAGUGCCCACGCUGGCUGGGGGUGAAGGGAACUACACUGUGGAGAACUCCUCCCCAAGGCAGGCACUGCCGGAGCCUGAACCUGCUCUCACUGUGAUCAUCCUCAUCAUGUACCGCACCCUGGGGGGGCUGCUGCCUGCACGCUACCAGGUGGAUCGCCGCAGCGUCAGGCUCCCCAAGAAUCCUGUGAUGAACUCCCCGAUCGUGAGCGUAUCUGUGUUCAGCAAUCACACCUUCCUGCGGGGGCCCCUGGAAACCCCUCUUGUGCUGGAAUUUCACCUGCUGGAGACGGCCAACAGGAGCAAGCCUCUCUGUGUCCAGUGGAACCACUCCAACCCGACCAACCCAUCUGGCUUCUGGACAGCCAGGGACUGCGAGGUCGUUUACCGGAACACCACACAUGUCCACUGCCAGUGCUCCCAGUUUGGCACCUUUGGAGUUCUGAUGGACAGCUCACACCGAGAGCAACUUGAAGGUGACCUAGAGACAUUGGCAAUUGUCACCUAUUCCUUGGUGACUCUCUCCUUGGUGGCUCUGCUGAUGACCUUCUCCUUCCUGACCUGCCUCAAAGGCCUGAAGUCCAACACACGUGGCAUCCACUCCAACAUAUCAGUCACCCUCUUCUUCUCUGAGCUGCUCUUUCUCCUGGGCAUCAACCGCACGGAGAACCAGGUCUGUAGCCUUGAACAAGCACACCCAUGGGCGUGGGGGCAAGGCGUGGAUGAUGCAUUUCUUUGCACUGUGAUUGCCAUCCUCCUCCACUGCUUCUUCCUCUCCACCUUCGCCUGGCUUUUUGUCCAGGGCCUCCACAUCUACCGCAUGCAGACCGAAGCCCGCAAUGUCAACUUGGGGGCCAUGCGUUUCUACUAUGCCAUCGGCUGGGGAGUGCCCGCCAUCAUCACUGGGCUGACUGUUGGCCUGGAUCCCGAGGGCUACGGGAACCCUGACUUCUGCUGGAUUUCCAUUCAUGAUAAGCUGGUCUGGAGCUUUGCAGGCCCCAUUACUGUCGUCAUUGUGAUGAAUGGGGUCAUGUUCCUGCUUGUGGCCAAGAUGUCCUGUUCCCCAGGCCAAAAGGAGACCAAGAAGAAAUCGGUUCUCAUGACGUUACGGAGCUCCUUUGUUCUGCUUCUAGUUAUUAGCACUACCUGGCUUUUUGGCCUCUUGGCUGUCAACAACAGUGUCCUGGCUUUCCACUACCUCUACACUGUCCUCUGCAGCCUCCAGGGCCUGGCUGUGCUGGUCCUGUUCUGCGUGCUGAAUGAGGAGGUGCGGGAAGCCUGGAAGCUGGCUUGCCUUGGCAAGAAGGGGCAGAGCGAGGAGGCUACGAGGAGCACGCAGGUGGGCAAGAGCAGGAGCAGCCCAGGGGGCCCCAACGCCUAUAACAAUACAGCGCUGUUUGAGGAGAGUGGGCUUAUCCGCAUCACCCUGGGGGCCUCCACCAUCUCCUCGGUGAGCAGCGUGCGCUCUGCUCGCACCCACUCCAGCCAGCGGGCUUACCUCAGAGACAACGUGACCACACGUCAGGGCUCGGCCCUAGAUCACAGCCUGUUAGCUCAUGCUGGCCCCACGGACAUCGACGUGGCCAUGUUCCACCGUGAUGCUGGAGGAGACCAGGACUCAGACUCAGACAGUGACCUGUCUCUGGAUGAAGAGCGCAGCCUCUCCAUUCCGUCCUCAGAGAGCGAGGAGAAUGUACGCCUGCGGGGCCGCUUCCAGCGCCAGUUCAAGCGUGCAGCACACAGCGAACGCCUCCUCACUAACCCCACCAACACCACUCCCAAAGACGUGGAUGGCAAUGACCUCAUGUCAUACUGGCCAGCUCUGGGCGAGUGCGAGGUUCACCCCUGCUCCCUACAGAAGUGGGGCUCUGAGCGGAAGCUGGGUUUUGACAUCAACAAAGAUGCAGCCAACAAUAAUCAGCCAGACCUGGCCUUGACCAGCGGGGACGAGAACUCCCUCACCCAGACCCAACGGCAAAGAAAAGGGAUUUUGAAGAACCGCCUGCAAUACCCUCCGACCCUCCAAGCCCUGCCGUCCGUUGGCAGGAUGACCAACGAGCUGACGUGGUACAAGACCUCCACGCUGGGUCACAGGGCUGUACCUGCUGCCUCUUACGGCAGGAUCUACUCUGGGGCGGGCAUGUGCUCCUCGACGCCUCGCUCUGCCACCUCCCACAGCAUUUCGGAGCUGUCACCAGACUCAGAAUGCUCAACCUCUGCUGCCAAGUCCCUGCUGUUCCGGUUCCUGCCCUUCCUGCGCUGGCUGCCCCGAUACCCAGUCAAGGACUGGCUCCUGGGGGACAUUGCCUCAGGCUUCAGCGUGGGCAUCAUGCACCUGCCCCAAGGGCUUGCCUACGCGCUGCUGGCCGGCCUGCCGCCCGUCACCGGUCUCUAUUCCUCCUUUUACCCCGUCUUCCUCUACUUCUUCUUCGGGACUUCCAGACACAACUCCGUCCCAGUGCUGAUCUUGGGCUCCCUGCUCACACCCUGCCCAUCUCCAGGGCCCUUCGCUGUCAUCUCCGUCAUGAUUGGGAGCUUGACGGACUCCCUGAUGCCCAGUGAGAACUUCAUGGAGUCUGUCAACGGCAGUAACAUGACAGUCAAUGAGGCGCUGCGGGAUGCUGCCAGGGUGGAGCUGGUGGCCACCAUCACUGUCCUGACGGGAAUCUUCCAGGUGGCCCUGGGCCUCCUGCAGUUCGGCUUUGUGGUGACCUACCUCUCGGACCCACUGGUGCGUGGCUACACCACUGCUGCCUCCGUGCAUGUCCUUGUCUCCCAGCUCAAGAACGUCUUCGGGGUCUCUGUAGGCGAGUACUCAGGGCCACUUUCAAUGUUCAUGACCAUCAUUGAGAUCUGCAAGAAGCUGCCAGAGACCAAUCUCGGCACCCUGGUGACGGCCCUCAUUGCCAUGAUAGCCAUCUUCAUCGUGAAAGAGCUCAACCACAAGUUUGCCGCCAAGCUGCCCAUGCCCAUCCCCAUUGAGCUUAUCACGAUCAUCAUAUCCACUGGCAUCUCCUACGGUGUCAACCUGAACGCCAAGUUUGGCAUCUCCGUGGUCGGCAACAUCCCCAGCGGGUUGAAGCCACCCGUGGCCCCUAAUGUCAGCUACUUUGGGCAGGUGGUGGGCAACGCCUUCGCCAUUGCUGUGGUGGGCUAUGCCAUCUGCAUCUCCCUGGGCAAGAUCUUUGCCCUGAAGCACGGCUACAAAGUGGACAGCAACCAGGAGCUGAUCGCGCUGGGCCUCUGCAACUUCCUUGGGGGCUUCUUCCAAUGUUUCGCCAUCAGCUGCUCCAUGUCCCGCAGCCUGGUGCAGGAGAGCACAGGGGGCAACAGCCAGGUAGCCGGUGUCAUUGCAUCUCUGGUCAUCCUGGUGACCAUCCUGAAGAUCGGAGAGCUCUUCCGGGACCUGCCCAAGGCCAUCUUGGCUGCCAUCAUCAUUAUCAACCUCAAGGGUAUGUUCAAGCAGUUCACAGACCUCCGCACGCUCUGGAAGUCCAACCGGGUGGAUCUGAUGGUCUGGAUUGUGACGUUUGUGGCAACCCUCCUGCCGAACUUGGACAUCGGCUUAGGGGCCUCGGUGGCCUUUUCACUGCUCACUGUCAUCUUCCGCACUCAGCUCCCCCACUACUCCAUCCUGGGACGCAUCUCCAACACUGAGGUCUACAGGGACGUGGCCGAAUACCAGACGGCACAGGAGAUCCCCGGUGUGAAGAUUUUCCGCUCCUCCUCCACCCUUUAUUUUGCCAACGUGGAGCUGUACGCCGAUGCCCUUAAGAAGAAGAGCGGCAUCAACGUGGACCGCCUGAUCGAGAAGAAGAAGAAGGCCCUCAAGAAGCUGAAGAAACAGCAGAAGAAAGUGGAGGACAUGGAGGAUGGGCACAACGGUCCAGGCAUAGCCGUGAUCGAGCUGAGCAAGGCAGAGGGCAGCACGCCCCCCAAGCCCACUCUGCGCAGCCUGGGGCUGCCCCAGCCCAGCUUCCACGCUGUCAUCUUGGACUUCAGCUCUGUCAGCUUUGUGGACACUGUCUCCAUCAAGAUUCUGAAGAAUAUCUUCAAGGACUUCAAUGAGAUAGAAGUGGAUGUCUAUAUCGCCAGCUGCCCGG
Messenger RNA from Apaloderma vittatum (bar-tailed trogon), 9499 nucleotides. RefSeq names its product cadherin EGF LAG seven-pass G-type receptor 3-like. Gene Ontology annotation, molecular function: calcium ion binding; G protein-coupled receptor activity. Gene Ontology annotation, cellular component: plasma membrane. The record is from RefSeq and is a predicted model, not a curated record. Gene Ontology annotation, biological process: cell surface receptor signaling pathway; transmembrane transport; homophilic cell-cell adhesion. Lineage: Eukaryota; Metazoa; Chordata; Aves; Trogoniformes; Trogonidae.